AUGUUACGCACUACAGAUGACUGCUGGAUAACACUGGACGCGAAAAAACACUUCGAGGACAUGGAAGAACUGGAAAGUACAUAUAAAAGUGAAGCAGAGUUAUGUUCCGAAAAAACUGCUGAUAAAACAGCCAAGUUUGAUGAAGAAACAAUUGAACGAAUGCUCUCCUCCCGCGCUAGGCUUGAGGGAAAAGGUUCAGUAUACGAAGAAAUUCCAGCCGGUCUCAAUCUUGGCGGAUACAGCAUUAUAAGAAUGCCCAAAUCCUUACUGAUACUUUUAAAGAAUGUGAAAUAUUCAGUGGAAGGUAGACUACGCUAUUUGUAUGACAGCCCUUACAUUGUUUUAAUGGUGUCAUCCCUAAGCUUCGAGAGAGCUUUAUUGAUGGAAAUAGCUUUAAAACAAGGCAGAUUACGAGGUUUGGACUCCAUAUACCGUCGUUCAGUAGCCACUGGCACUCACGUUGGUAAAAUUCGCACUGUUGAUGCUGUUGUGGGUUUCAGCAACUUGAAGAUAACUGUCACCAUACAAAACCUGAUCCUGAUCAAAAUCACUACUUACUUGAACAUAGUAGACUUCAACGAACACUUAAAAAAACUAGUCAAGCUUUUCUUAAGUAUUAUAUGGCUCAGUUACACUGGUCGAUGACAUCCACAUCUUGGCGAUUUCUAUUCUUCGCUUGCAGUGGGCGGCCAUUGUUUUAUUGACCACCUAGCUAUUGCUCCGCGACUUCGCUCGCCUAAAUUAUCCCAUAGGUUAAAAAAUGUUUAUGAUCCGGACAGUAUUUCCGAAGGUUACCCCUUAAAAACAAAGUUAGAAACUUUACUUAGUAUAAAUAAGGUGACCGCCCAAAAGUCGUCCGCACAACACGUGCUGCAUUCAAUUUUCGCUAAUGUUUAUGUAACAAUCUCAUCUCAGUAGAAAAUCAACGACUUACAUUUACCUAAAGGCCAAUAUUAUUAGUGAACUGUCUUCCUCACACAUCAAUGGUAACAGAUAUAAAAUAAUAUCGUACCUACAAGUAGAUAGCACAACGGUAAAAUGUAAGUUGUUAAGAUUCUAUUGAGAUGAAAUUAUUAUGUAAAUAUUCGCAGUAUUGCACAAACUCACCUCACAGCCGGUUUAGACACCUAACUAAAAUAGUAAAUGCUACCGGCUCCUCGCUGUGGUCCAAUAAAUGAUUUUUUCAAGUUAGUGUUAAAAAAUGCAAGACAUAAAAUAAUCAUAAAUAAUGACUAAAAUAUGAGUUUAGUUUACAAACAAACAAAUCUCAAGUUUCUUUUGUUUGGGGGUGGGGGGUGUGUAAAAUUGCUACCGGCCUCAUCAUCAUCAUCAUCAGCCCUUUUACGGUUCAGGCCUUCCUUAUGGAUGAUUAAGAAGGAUGGGCCACAACCCUCCACGUUGGCCCAAUACGGAUUGGAAGGUAUUAACGACUGCAAAAACAGCCGGGACCAACGGCUUAACUUGCCUUUCGAAGCUCGGAGUAGCUUGAGAUAAUAAUUUUUUGGUCACCCAUCCCGUGACCGACCCUUGCGAAAGUUGCUUAACGACAACGAUCGCGGGCCGCGGCGCUUAUCCACUACGCCACCGAGCUACCGGCCCCGCCUUAACUUAAUUCAGCACUGCACUAACUGAGUGUCAUUUCUUGCAAUGUUACCGGGCACUAAUUGCAGAAAAAUAUUAUCCAUUUAGAAGCCCAUAUAUACUUAUAAAUAACUAUUUUCAGAGCCGUCGUUUAUCGGAUAUAAUGAAUACGAUGACCUGGACACGGAUGGAAAUGCAGAAAUCGAAGGAGGGGGGAAAGCAGAUUAUGUCAUCAAUAAAGAAGACAGUGUUGAAGUUGAACUAUCACCAAAAGAUAAAUACCACAUGAAAUUAAAAGAAACUUUGCUUGUCGAAAAACUAAACUAAAUAUACUUAAAUAUUUAAUAAAUAAAUAAGUACAUUUACAUGGAAACAUUAAAAUUUUUCCUUGCGAUGUAUUAAAUAAACAAUAAGAAAAUAAUGUACAAUAAGCAUAAGUACAAAAGAAGAUUACAGUUUUCAUUGUUGAAUAAUAAUAAUGGUGCCAAUUCUAUCGUAUCUUCCACUAAACUUUGUCUUUAGUUUUAGACUAGAUGAUAUAAAAUAAAUAAACUUAACUCCAUAUUUAAUAAACAAACACCUCGUGAAAGUAGUUUGUUAAAAAUCAUAUACUGAUUCAAUUGCAGCAACUUCUAAUAUAGGUAUUUUCUUUCUAAAUUUCAUUGAAAUCAAAUAAAUUAUGGUAACCUGGGUACAGGUGACCAUAAUUCAAGCAACGUACAGCCAUCACAAACAAAAUAUAAAUUUUAAUUAAUAUAAUAAGGCCUUUUAAAAUGCACUAUAUUCUUAGCUUGUAAUAAAAUACAACAUAGUAAAAAACAAAGAAAAAUGAGAUUUCAUUUAAUGUGCUUUGAGUUUAAAAUGCUCUUAAACGCUAUGAUGUACAAGUUCAUAAACCAAAGAGUAGAAUAAUACAUAAAGAAAUAGAAUAAUAAUAUUAC
This is a messenger RNA of Diatraea saccharalis (sugarcane borer), 2522 nucleotides long. The record is from the annotation of a GenBank genome assembly. NCBI's taxonomy places the organism in Eukaryota, Metazoa, Arthropoda, Insecta, Lepidoptera, Crambidae.